Hyphopichia burtonii NRRL Y-1933 is the source of this 1544-nucleotide messenger RNA. Its product is annotated as putative lipid phosphatase. The record is from RefSeq and is a predicted model, not a curated record. NCBI's taxonomy places the organism in Eukaryota, Fungi, Ascomycota, Pichiomycetes, Serinales, Debaryomycetaceae. The coding region runs from base 42 to 1544 and encodes 500 amino acids. Gene Ontology annotation, cellular component: endoplasmic reticulum. Gene Ontology annotation, molecular function: hydrolase activity. Gene Ontology annotation, biological process: GPI anchor biosynthetic process. The transcript has a single exon.
AGUUUACAGGCUAUCGCACAAAUAAGCAGAAGAUAAGGAUAAUGAAUUAUCGAAGAAAGGAGAAAACAGAGGACGCGUUGCCUUUACCAAUUGGGGCUAAGCAGGAGAAGUUCAAGCCAAAAGUACAGUUCAAGACCAAUAUGACCAUCAACCUCGACAGCGUUUUAGAAAGCGUUAAGAAGAUCCAAUGGAAGUUGAUUGUAUACUUUGUUAUACUAUGGAUAAUGGUGGUACACUUUUUCGAACGUACCGUGCCUAAAAAUGUAUUUAAAAGAUGUGAAUGGAAUAAUUGGGAAGGUUGGAAUGAAAAAUCUAAAUCAGCAGUUCCUCAUAGAGUUGCUUUGAUAGCAGACCCUCAAAUAGUAGAUGAACACACUUAUGAAGACAGGCCCCUGAUAGUCACUUAUUUCAUUAAGAAGAUAAGUGAUAACUAUUUGUACAGAAAUCAUAUAUACUUGAAUCAUUACCUCGACCCGGACAGUAUGAUAUUCUUGGGAGAUUUGUUUGAUGGAGGAAGAGAGUGGGAUGAUAGUAUAUGGAUGAAGGAAUUCAAGAGGUUCAAUAAAAUAUUUCCCAAGAAAGUUAAUAGAAAUUGCAUCCAGUCACUUCCUGGAAAUCACGAUAUUGGUUUUCAAAAGGUUGAUUAUGAAGUAUCGAAAAGAUUUAAUGCGUUCUUCGGUGAACCUAAUGAUUUCUAUGAACUAGGAAAUCAUUCUAUAGUACUUUUGGAUUCUAUAUCUUUGUCUUAUGCCAAUCCUAAGAUUCAAAGAGAACCGAUGGAGUUUUUAAAUACUUUAAAUGAUAAACUCAAUCCACAAUUCCCAAGAAUCUUAUUGACACAUGUUCCACUUUAUAGAUUCAAUGAUAAACAAUUAUGUGGCCCCUUAAGAGAAUCACACAAGAAAUUUCCUGUCAGAAAGGGCCAUCAGUAUCAAACUGUCAUCGAUUAUGAGAUUUCUCAACAGGUUCUUAAAACAGUUCGCCCUGAAAUUGUUUUCAGUGGUGAUGAUCAUGACUACUGCGAUAUUCAACAUUCAUAUUAUGAAAACGGUAAAGAAAGUCUUUCGAGGGAAAUAACCGUGAAAACCGCCUCUAUGACAAAUGGAAUUAAGUAUCCAGCCAUCCAAUUAUUAUCGUUGAAUAAUCCAUAUGAUCCAAAACCGAAAAAGAAGACUGUUGAUGAGGACGAUUUGGAUCAUGAAGAAAGAGUAAAACAUACGUUCUCCACGCAUAUGUGUUACCUACCAAGUCCAUAUGCUGCUUUGAACUCUUACAUAUUUACCCUCAUUCUAAGCAUUGGUUUCUUAUUUAUAUACUUUGUCUGUCCCAGGACCUUAUUGACGCUUAUAAAAUUCAAAAAUUCCAUCCUUCAAAAAGAUACUGUAUUACCACUGUUUGACCUGGGCAAGUGGAAACCAGUCAAGUCCAAUGAUCAAAUACUUUUCCUUGAAGCAGAAAGAAAUAUUAAUGGGUUUUUAAGUCAUACAACUGUUUUAAUACUUUUCAUCUACUUAGUGUUCUCCAUAUAUUAUAGAUUUAUUUGA